Jaminaea rosea is the source of this 2423-nucleotide messenger RNA. RefSeq lists its product as hypothetical. Gene Ontology annotation, molecular function: metal ion binding. The record is from RefSeq and is a predicted model, not a curated record. Bases 41 to 2086 code for a protein of 681 amino acids. The transcript is spliced from 3 exons. Lineage: Eukaryota; Fungi; Basidiomycota; Exobasidiomycetes; Microstromatales.
GCCUCGUUUCCAUCGAUCCCACGCAGCUCAGUGCGAUAACAUGGCAUCGGGCCAAGACGACUAUGCUGCAUUGCCAUCGCCAACAUCACGACGGCCCCUUUCUUACACUCCAUACCAGUCUCACCGCCGCACCAAUAGCCAGAGAUCCACAGCAUCGACGACUCCACCUCCGUCAGCACCACGUCCACCAUCGCCCUCAUCGUCAUCCAGGCCUCUUGCCCGAUCUACCAUAUCUACCAACGCAUCACCAUCGUCUUUUGCGCGCCCCAGCGCAGCCGUCAUUGAACCUUCGCCUCUACGCAACGAGCUGCCGGAAGCGCCGCCACUUCGAAGACUGCAUACAAAGACGGAGCAGCAUCCUCAGCCGCGCCCGCCUGCGCCCAUCCAGCAUGCUCAGCCAAUCGUCGAGGCUGCAACAUCACGGCCACCAUCACCAACCCCUCUCAAGGCCACAAGCGAAGGGCAGUCAUCUGAUCUACCUCGUCGAAUAGCAUCGCCACCUCCGAAUGGCACGUACUCGUCGCUUCGUCCCGCGACCAAGGCCAUAUCGACCUCACAAGCACUGAGAAUGCGCGAACAACCACGUCGAGGUGGCAGCGACAACAACAGCGCAGUCGCCAGCAGCGCAGCCAGUACCAGCUCCAAUGCUGCGUCACCUCGCACGCAAUCACCAGCACCGCCCUCUCCAGCUCCAGCCUCAUCAUCUCAGCUACGCACGCCAGCAUAUACCCAAUUUCAGCCACCUCGCCAUACCUUUCAACCUCGAGGCGUAUCCCGUAGUCAGCUCAUGGACUUUGUUGAAGCCAAGGCGAAAGCCAGAGAUGCGCAGAGUAGGAAAUCCAAGACGAAGAAGCAAGGUGUGGCAGAGCUGACAUCGCAGGAUGGUAGAGAUGACCAAGAUGCCAAUCGCACCGAGGAGAGAAUACGAAGGCGUGUUGAAAAGCUCCUCGCCAUACACUACCCCGACUUUGCGAGAGGCGCGGCAUCAGUACCAGCAGCACCAUCAGAAGAACCGCUCUCCCUCCCUUCUUCAUCGAGCUCAUCUUCCCUCUUCUCCAGUCCCUUCUUCACUACCUUGGCACCUCACUCGCGCUUUCUCUCCACUCUGCGGCAAUCUUCGGCGCUUCGAGCGGCAGAGCAGGCUCUCGUGCCCUGGCAGCCAGACGAACAAGUGCACGCAUGUCCCAUCUGCUCGGGCAGCUUUGGAGGUACAGGAGCGAGGGGAAGGGUCGUUGGAGUCGGCAGGAGGAAGCAUCAUUGCAGAGCUUGCGGCAGGGUUGUGUGCGCGAGUCCGGAGCUAGCUGGGGCGACGGCAGGUGGCCAUGCUCCAGGAGAUGAGAAAGAUGAAGGAGAUAGGCGGCACGCUACCGUCUUUGGAGGAAAGUGCUCUGGGAUCGUUGUGCUAGACGAGGCAGCGGCAGCUUCGGCGGCCACAGUCUCAGCCGAUGCAGGAGGAGCGAACCUCACAAUCAAGGAGCUUGAGGCGCCCGGCAACGAGGAGAGCUUCGAAGCAUUCCUGCUCAAGCAACAGCAGCGUAGCAAGCAGCAAGGUGAGGGCGCAGCGACGACCGAAGGUUUUCGUCUCUGUCGAGACUGUCGGCAAGUUGUGCUGCGAGGACAGUACAUGGAUGAGGAGGCGGCUCCACCUCUCUACGUCCGCCUCUAUGACGAGCUGACUGUACUUCAACGUGAGAUCGAGACGACACUGCCUGCCUUUCAAGAGCUGGUUAUGGGCAUGCAAAAGUCCAACGGCGACGUCGCCUCAACCAUUGUCGACGAGGCACCGUCUGCGGCGCAAGCUGGCAAUCAUGCAAAGGUCCAGCUGCAACUGCAACGUGACGCAGCGCGGGCAAGGAAGACGCUGCUGGCAAACUUUGCCAAGUACGAUGCUCUGGCAAAAAAGAUUCGCGACCUGCCCUACGGCAGCGAUGUUGGACUCAAGAGAUUGAAAGAAAAUGUCUGGCUGAGGGCGGGGGCUUUUCUGCAAGCUAAUGUGAGGCGACUGAAGCACAGCGCAGUAGGCACCAUCCUGACCUUGCCGCGAUCGCACGCAGAUGUUUCCACUCCAAUCGCUCCCCAAGCUUGAGUCCUCCAAGCCCAACGGCUCUGCGCACAAGCGCGGUGCCUCGGCAUCAUUACCCUCGGCAUCCCCUCACCUCGCGGUCCUGCAAGAGCAGCGCUCUCAAAUCGCCCACUUUCUCGAACGAGCGCAAAAGGAACGCAAGCUCAAUGACGCAGCUGCACUGCGGCGCAACCUCGAGGAGCUAGAUGUCGAGAUAGCCAAAAUGAGCGUCAACGACGCCAGUCAGGGCGGCGGGCCAGUAGAGAGGUCGUGAUUGUCUAUCGCAUUCUCCUCGUGUCUUCUGUGAAACACGCGAGCUUCUACCACCCCUCGCUAUUUACAUGAUAGCCGCUCGAUGGCC